Molecule: messenger RNA, 4374 nt
Organism: Sciurus carolinensis (gray squirrel)
Lineage: Eukaryota; Metazoa; Chordata; Mammalia; Rodentia; Sciuridae
Gene: Esrrb
Product: estrogen related receptor beta
Exons: 7
Coding region: 253-1617 (454 amino acids)
Biological process (GO): regulation of DNA-templated transcription
Cellular component (GO): nucleus
Molecular function (GO): zinc ion binding; sequence-specific DNA binding; steroid binding
Source: RefSeq, a predicted model, not a curated record
CCCAGCCUUCUCCACGGCUUCGCAUCCCCUCUGCCCGCUCGCUCCCAGCGUGCGGAUGAGUGGGAGCGCGGGGCUGGGCGCGCACGGCUCCCUGCCUCCCUCUCCCCCGCCGCGGCCGCUUCCUCCCACUCUGCCUUCUCCCGCUCAUUGUGCCCCUGACCGGACUCGCACCUCGCCUGUGCCCUUCACUCGUCUUCCGCGUGAUUUCCCCGCCGCCUUUCUCGACCUACUGGGAAUGCUAAAACGGGACUGAUGGACGUGUCCGAACUCUGCAUCCCGGACCCCCUCGGCUACCACAACCAGCUGCUGAACAGGAUGUCCGCAGACGACCGGCACCUGGGCUCCAGCUGUGGCUCCUUCAUCAAGACCGAGCCGUCCAGCCCGUCCUCGGGCAUUGAUGCCCUCAGCCACCACAGCCCCAGCGGCUCGUCCGACGCCAGCGGCGGCUUUGGCCUGGCCCUGGGCACCCACGCCAACGGUCUGGACUCACCGCCCAUGUUCGCAGGUGCGGGCCUGGGGGGCACCCCGUGUCGCAAGAGCUACGAGGACUGUGCCAGCGGCAUCAUGGAGGACUCGGCCAUCAAGUGCGAGUACAUGCUCAACGCCAUCCCCAAGCGCCUGUGCCUCGUGUGCGGGGACAUUGCCUCUGGCUACCACUACGGCGUGGCCUCGUGCGAGGCCUGCAAGGCUUUCUUCAAGAGAACCAUUCAAGGCAACAUCGAGUACAGCUGCCCGGCCACCAAUGAGUGCGAGAUCACGAAACGGAGGCGCAAGUCCUGCCAGGCCUGCCGCUUCAUGAAAUGCCUCAAAGUGGGGAUGCUGAAGGAAGGUGUGCGCCUUGACCGAGUGCGCGGAGGCCGCCAGAAGUACAAGCGACGGCUGGACUCGGAGAGCAGCCCGUACCUGAGCCUACAGAUUUCUCCACCCGCUAAAAAGCCAUUGACCAAGAUUGUCUCAUACCUACUGGUGGCUGAGCCGGACAAGCUGUACGCCAUGCCCCCACCUGGUAUGCCUGAGGGGGACAUCAAGGCCCUGACCACGCUCUGUGACCUGGCGGACCGGGAGCUCGUGGUCAUCAUCGGGUGGGCCAAGCACAUCCCAGGUUUCUCCAGUCUCUCGCUGGGGGACCAGAUGAGCCUGCUGCAGAGCGCCUGGAUGGAGAUCCUCAUCCUGGGCAUCGUGUACCGCUCCCUGCCCUACGACGACAAGCUGGUGUACGCCGAGGACUACAUCAUGGACGAGGAGCACUCCCGCCUGGCUGGGCUGCUGGAGCUCUACCGGGCCAUCCUGCAGCUGGUGCGCAGGUACAAGAAGCUCAAGGUGGAGAAGGAGGAGUUCGUGACGCUCAAGGCCCUGGCUCUGGCUAACUCAGAUUCCAUGUACAUCGAGGACCUGGAGGCCGUGCAGAAGCUGCAGGACCUGCUGCACGAGGCGCUGCAGGACUACGAGCUGAGCCAGCGCCACGAGGAGCCGCGGAGGACGGGCAAGCUGCUGCUGACGCUGCCCCUGCUGCGGCAGACGGCUGCCAAGGCCGUGCAGCACUUCUACAGCGUCAAACUGCAGGGCAAGGUGCCCAUGCACAAACUCUUCCUGGAGAUGCUGGAGGCCAAGGUCUGACGGCCGCCCUGGACGGACAAAUGGACGGACCGACCUGGAGCGCUCCGCGGCCGCCAGCCUCGGCCCUGACCCCUGUAUCAUGGCUCUAAGGCGAGCCGGCGAAGGGGCGUCCGCCUCCUGGCCGUGUGUGCAGACUCCUGGGUGCAGUGGGUGGGGGGAAGGGCGUGGGGCUCAUCUGUCACCCGCUUUUUCUUCGGUAUGUUUUUCCUUCUCAUGGGCAGCGCUGAGGCCUGGGCCAGGGCGGACUCCCCUUGGGACUGGAGGCCACCAGAGGAAGUGGCCACUUUCCCCACUAGACUACCAGGAAGCAGCCGGGGCAUUUUCCGACCCUCCUCGGCUCGGGGCCCCGGUAGGCAGUGCUCAGGGCAGGGGCCACCUGGAGGGCGGGUCCCUGGGUCAGCGGCAUCUUCUGGAGGCCCUGCCUGUGCUGAGGCCCUCGGAGUCCCCUCACGAGACUCCGCACCUCCCACAGUCCAGAUGGCUGCCCCCUCCUCCUCCUUCUCAGUCCCAGGCACACCCAGCUGGCGGCCCAGGUGCACCCCAUUUCCUGGGUGCCCCACCUCGGUGCCUCCCACCUGCCUGCCACCCAUCUCCCUCCUCUCCUUUCCCAGGAGGCCCCUCCCCUACCUCGAGCUCACUCCACGUGACUUCAGCCAGCACCAGUGACACCAGGACCCGUGGACAGGGCGUGCUGGCUCGGGGAAGAGCAGGGGCCUCCCCGAUUCCCUCCUCCUCCUCCCUCAGAGCAGGUUCAGACCCGAGGGAAGUCCCCAUCCCAGAGGGUGGGGGCUCCCGCCCAAGGCUGGCAGUUGUGAGGAGGUCAGGGCAGGAUGGGGAAAGACCCCAGCAAACUUUUGCCCAGAACAGGAAGAGUCUGCAGCAGAGAGCAGGUGCAGCCCUGGAGAUGGGCUUCAGGGGACCCAGCCUGCCAGGCCCUGCCUGGCUCCCAGGGCAGUAGAUCCCGGGGUAACCGUCCUGUGCGUCCCACAGGGUCAGGUGCAUACGGGUCACCGAGGAAGCACGGCGGUAGCUGUCCUGGCCAGCUCUGGCAGGGUCCUCAGAGUGUCUUGCUGCUGCACAGGGGACCCACCAGCACACUUUGCCAAGGACUUUCCCAGUUCUAGCUGAGCAUUCUGUGUCCCAGGAAGUUCCUCAGUCCCAGGCACACGGGCCCCCCACUGUCCACUCAAGUGACAUCCUUGAACUCCUCACUUUGCAUCUGACACCAGGUGCUUCUUCCAAGCUUUUCCAUCAGAAGCAGUUGCUAUUUCUGGGGACACCAGGUGGACCUGGUGUGACCCCCCACCCCAGAAACUGCUGGGCCUGAGCUGUAUUGGGACUUAACUGAGGUCAUCAGACAGGAGAGCUGGCUAAGCCCAGCAGCUGCAGAGCGUCUCUGGUCCCUCUGCACAGGGAUACUAAGGAUUCCAGGAGGCCCGCCUUUUCUUUUGGCCUGUGGGGAAUCUGAAGUCCUAAGUUGCUGGAUGAGCUGAACUUGACGGUUCAUGUCCUGACCUCAUGUCGCCAUCCGUGGGUGGGUGGGUGUGCGUGCGUGGCCACUGCAGUCACCUCUUUGGCAUUAAGGAACCCAGGCUGAACACCAAGCCUUUCAUGACUUAGGGCCGAGCACCAAGCCCUGACUCGGAGGCUCCUCAGCGAGGGCACUUGGGUGUGUUCUCUGCGACUGCCCAGCCCCACUGCUGCCUGCCAGAGGAGGGGUGCAGCAGGCAGCAUCUCACCCCGCACCAGGCUGUCUGCACUGUGGCCCCUGUCCGAGUCCCAGGGGCUUGCGCACUGGCAUUUGGUCCACCUUUUCUGGGGGAUUGCGGCUUGUCACUCGGCCCCUGCUUUGGAGCAGGUGCGUGGUCUCCACGGGCACCUUCGCCUGCAUCUGGUUCUUCCGCAGGUGCCCUGAGCUAGACCUUCCCAGCAGAGGGGGCUCAGGCCUGAGGCGGGAGCUGCCGUCACAGGAAAUGCCCCUGUAACCGUGGGAACUCCACCCCACGGGAAAGCCCUGGCAUGGCCUUGUGGGGAGGGCCCUGGACAUCCAGAGAAGGGCAGAGGCCAACUUCUUAGGAGCCCACCCAGACCGUGGGGCCUCCACUUGGUGAGAGCAGGGACAGCGAGGAGAGUUCAGGAGACCCUGUGCCCCCAAACCACAGAAUCCAAGUUUGCCCCCAAAUCUGCCGUUUCUAGAAAAUCUGUAAAAAGGAAACCACCCCCUCAGUUGUACGCUCAUGAUACAGGUCAUUUGAAACCAACCAAGAAAUAAAACAUGAAAAUCCAACCGCAGAAAAGGUGGUGCUGGCUGGGUUUUGUUUGGUUUCCUUGUCCCUGUCCUUUCUGAAGGUUCCAGGUGGCACGCGGGAACUUGAGGGUAUCUCCCGAUUUUUGCUACAUAAACGUCACUGAUUUCCCAGGCUGCAGUUGGAGGACCGGGGCCCGAGGCUCUAGAGAGCAGGGCCUCCAAGGAAUGACCUGCCCCCACCCUGCGGGCCAGGGAGGCGUGGGGGUGAUAAAGACCACGCAAGGGCCCAGAGCCUGUGCCCACAGGGCAGCACCAAAGAAAAGCACCAUGUGGAAAGAUUGCUUUAUUUUCUAAUGAUGAUGAUACGGCUGGAAUGGCUUCUUGAGAUGUAUAUAUUUUUUAAAUGGCAGUCCCUCAUUGCCACAUGGCCCCUGUACAUAUCUCCACCCCUGUCUAUGUUCUCCCAAAGACCUCCAUGUAAACCACAUGCCCUGGGAUUCUUCACCCUG